This is a messenger RNA of Malassezia restricta, 864 nucleotides long. RefSeq names its product ubiquitin thioesterase protein OTUB1. NCBI's taxonomy places the organism in Eukaryota, Fungi, Basidiomycota, Malasseziomycetes, Malasseziales, Malasseziaceae. The transcript has 2 exons. Gene Ontology annotation, cellular component: nucleus. Gene Ontology annotation, biological process: protein K48-linked deubiquitination. Gene Ontology annotation, molecular function: ubiquitin binding; cysteine-type deubiquitinase activity. The record is from RefSeq and is a predicted model, not a curated record. The coding region runs from base 1 to 864 and encodes 287 amino acids.
AUGUGCGACUAUCGGAGUUUGAAUGAUGCACAAAUCCACGCGCUAAACCAAGAUAUGAUGGAUGAGUCAGUAUCAUCAUCGUCUUCACUCGUUCACGAUGUGGAACCAGUGGAAGUGUUAGCGCAAGAGUAUAAGCAUAACCCUAUGUUUCUAGGAUGUAUCGAGUGGCUUUCAAAAAUGUCUACCUAUAAAAGUCUGCAGCGAUUGAAGGGAGAUGGUAAUUGCUUUUAUCGAGCAUUCAGCUACGCAUUUGUGAACGCCAUUAUCUGUACUGAUGACAGGAGUCGAAGGGAAGCAAUAUGUCAUCACGUCGAAUCCACGCUUGAACUGUUAAAGCGAACGGGUGUUGAUGAGGAAAUCGCUCGAGACUUUUUCGACCCGUUUCAAAAGCUUGUAAAAGAGGCGACGAAGCUUGGACCUGCUUACCUUCAAAGUCGCUCAAAGUUGCUGAUGAGGGAUUUUAAUGACCCUGAGACCAGCAACAGUAUCGUUGUUUAUAUGCGUCUUAUUGCUAGCGCCUAUCUCAAGCUUCAUCAGGAUGACUAUUUUCCGUUUGUUGUUAGUGAGAAUGCCUCUGUAUCGAGCAUGGAAGAAUUCUGUCUACAAGAAGUUGAGGCAUUUGGUAAAGAUGCGGAUCAUGUUCAAAUUAUGGCUUUAUGCUCCGUUUUACGCGCCAAUGUCAAGAUUAUUUACUUACAAGGGUCCACGCGCUCAUUCAAUUCGACAAGGAACACUGAUGCACUUAAUCUGGCCGAAGCAAUAGAACCUCAACCAUGCAACAUUACACCAUUCGAAAUUGAUGGUGCGCUUAUUGAAUUGAGCCCCCUCUUGUAUCGCCCUGGCCACUUUGACCUACUUUGGUAG